Pelobates fuscus (common spadefoot toad) is the source of this 1513-nucleotide messenger RNA. RefSeq names its product oocyte zinc finger protein XlCOF7.1-like. NCBI's taxonomy places the organism in Eukaryota, Metazoa, Chordata, Amphibia, Anura, Pelobatidae. The record is from RefSeq and is a predicted model, not a curated record. The transcript has a single exon. The coding region runs from base 32 to 1513 and encodes 493 amino acids.
UGACAAGAACAGAAAUACACAAAGCAAAGCUAUGAAGAAAUCUUUUAAUAACAGCACCAAGGACUUUAACUCUGAAAAAUCAAGCAUUUGCUCAGAUUCCUAUAUUUUCUCAAAGGAGAUCGUAAACAUAAACCCCAAACCUUUCUCAUGUUCUGAAUGUGGAAAAUGUUUUCGGCAUCAUUCAAGUUUUGUCAGUCAUCAGAGAACUCACACAGGAGAGAGACCGUUCUCAUGUUCUGAAUGUGGAAAAUGUUUUGUUCGUAAACAAGAGCUUGUCACUCAUCAGAGAAUUCACACAGGAGAGAAACCAUUCUCAUGUUCUGAAUGUGGAAAAUGUUUUCGGCAUCAUUCAAGUUUUGUCAGUCAUCAGAGAACUCACACAGGAGAGAAACCGUUCUCAUGUUCUAUAUGUGGAAAAUGUUUUGUUACUAAAGCAGUUCUUGUCAAUCAUCAGAGAAGUCACACAGGAGAGAAACCGUUCUUAUGUUCUGAAUGUGGAAAAUGUUUUGUUGGUAAACCAGAGCUUGUCAGUCAUCAGAGAACUCACACGGGAGAGAAACCGUUCUCAUGUUCUGAAUGUGGAAAAUGUUUUGUUCGUAAACCAGAGCUUGACAGUCAUCAGAGAACUCACACAGGAGAGAAACCGUUCUCAUGUUCUGAAUGUGGAAAAUGUUUUGUUAAUAAAGCAGUUCUUGUCCAUCAUCAGAGAAGUCACACAGGAGAGAAACCGUUCUUAUGUUCUGAAUGUGGAAAAUGUUUUGUUGGUAAACCAGAGCUUGUCAGUCAUGAGAGAACUCACACAGGAGAGAAACCGUUCUCAUGUUCUGAAUGUGGAAAAUGUUUUGUUGGUAAACCAGAGCUUGUCAGUCAUCAGAGAACUCACACAGGAGAGAAACCGUUCUCAUGUUCAGAAUGUGGAAAAUGUUUUCGGCAACAUUCAAAUCUAGCCAGUCAUCAAAGAACACACACAGGCGUGAAACCGUUCUCAUGUUCUGAAUGUGGAAAAUGUUUUGGGUAUCAUUCAAAUCUUGUCAGUCAUCAGAGAACUCACACAGGAGAGAAACCGUUCUCAUGUUCUGAAUGUGGAAAAUGUUUUGGGUAUCAUUCAAAUCUUGUCAGUCAUCAGAGAACGCACACAGGAGAGAAACCGUUCUCAUGUUCUGAAUGUGGAAAAUGUUUUGUUCGUAAACCAGACCUUGUCAGUCAUCAGAGAACUCACACAGGAGAGAAACCGUUCUCAUGUUCUGAAUGUGGGAAAUGUUUUGUUCGUAAACCAGAGCUUGUCAGUCAUCAGAGAACUCACACAGGAGAGAAACUGUUCUCAUGUUCAGAAUGUGGUAAAUGUUUUCGGCAACAUUCAAAUCUUGCCAGUCAUCAAAGAACACACACAGGCGUGAAACCGUUCUCAUGUUCUGAAUGUGGAAAAUGUUUUGGGCAUCAUUCAAAUCUUGUCAGUCAUCAGAGAACGCACACAAGAAAGAAACCGUUCUCACGUUCUGAAUGGGGAAAAUAA